AUGAGGGAACUGUGUGACCGAGAGGAGCUGCACCUGCCCUGCUCCACCUCCGGGCAGAAGUGGCAGUGUGUGGAGGACUCCAGCGGGAAAUUGCGCUUGUUUAAGUGUAAAACAGAAACUGGGCCCAAGAACAUUUUUUCUAACAACCGACCAAUCAGCUUCAAGGGCCACCGUUACCAGGACGACGACUGCGACUGUGACCUCCGCACUCUGCCUUUUGCAAAAUCCAAGACCAAAAAGUCUUUCAGUAAACCCUUCUUUAAAAAGCAGAUGAAGUUUCUGAAGAGUUUCUCCACAACCCGCUACAGCCGCUCAAUCAGUAACUCUUUACCCGGUGACAGUAACCACGGCGACCACGUCUUCCUUCUUGACCGUGGAGUCCAGGGCAAUGGCAGCUGGGGAGAGGGAGCAUGGGCCAAGUCCGACAGAGAGACGGACAUGAGCGGGUCUGGACCGGCUCCUGAGGACGCUGUGAAGGUUACACAACGGUGUGUGAUUCUGUCCAACUCCAGUGUGAGCUGUGACUCCAGACUCUACAAGAACCUGCAGGAGUGGAAGGACCACAAGCUCACUGUGGACCACCAGAUUGAGACGCUUCAGUCAAAGAUCAAAAAUCUCCGAGAAGUCAGAGGUCAUCUAAAGAAGGCCCGGCCCUUCAAGUGCGACUGCAGGCGGCACUUGUCAGUCAAACAGUUGGCAAAGUUGAAAUUGAAGAAAAAACUAAAGAAACGUCAUCCCUUCAGAAAAGGUUUGUCCAAAGGAAAGUGGGCGUGGCUUGAGAAGGAGCAGAGACGAAGGAAGAAAAUUAGGAAAAUGAUCAAACGAUUAAAAAACAACGACACUUGUUCAAUGCCCGGGCUCACCUGUUUCACCCACGACAAUGAGCACUGGGCCACGCCCCCUAGCUGGACACUGGGUCCAUUCUGCGCCUGCACCAGUGCCAACAACAACACAUACUGGUGUCUCCGAACCAUCAACCAAACUCACAACUUCCUCUUCUGUGAGUUUGCCACUGGUUUCCUGGAGUACUUUGAUCUUACUAUUGACCCUUACCAGCUGAUUAAUGCAGUGUCGACUCUGGACAGAGGGGUCUUGAACCAACUCCACGUGGAGCUGAUGGCGCUGCGUGCGUGCAAAGGACACCGACAAUGUAACCCCAAAGCCGACAAGCAAGAGAGGCGGGGCCACAGUGAGUCUGAUUCCCACAGAUACAGCCCUGACAGAUCUGUGGAGAGACUCAAGAAAUGGCCCAAAGUCCGGAGACCUUCGUACAAACCUCUGUGA
This is a messenger RNA of Knipowitschia caucasica, 1284 nucleotides long. The record is from the annotation of a GenBank genome assembly. NCBI's taxonomy places the organism in Eukaryota, Metazoa, Chordata, Actinopteri, Gobiiformes, Gobiidae.